Messenger RNA from Formica exsecta, 1068 nucleotides. RefSeq lists its product as uncharacterized. Bases 1 to 1068 code for a protein of 355 amino acids. Lineage: Eukaryota; Metazoa; Arthropoda; Insecta; Hymenoptera; Formicidae. The transcript is spliced from 2 exons. The record is from RefSeq and is a predicted model, not a curated record.
AUGUGCGACAUUCUAAGCAUCGGCGGGGAGCCGAUCUUCGACGGUCGUAUCGUCAAGAUCAAAACUCACACGUACAAUCCUUACGCCAAUACCACGUUCGGGAAUAGCGACGAGUUACGAAUUCCUAUACAACAGCGAGAUCUGUACACGUUACCAUGCGAUAGUUUUCUCUACAUCGAGGGUAGACUCGAGUCGAAGGAGUCGCCCAGUGUUGUUGCGUUUAUGUUCGAGGAGAUUCGCUACGAGCUCGACGGUGUGGAGAUCGAUCGAAGCAGAAACGUCGAGAUAACGAGCACGAUCAAAAGUUACGCGUCGCUGACAGUCGAAAAAGGCAAGAUAUUAAAGAACGCCAGAUGGGACUUAUCGGCGGUAACUCAUCCGUCGAUCAACGAUUUCAACUUUUGCAUACCUCUCAACGUGCUAUUAGGUUUUUCCGAGGAUUACAAGCGUAUUGUGAUCAACGCGCGACACGAACUUAUUCUGAUACGAGCGCGUAACGAUAACAAUUGUAUCAUGCCGUACGAAACGCAAGAGCCUAAAAUCGUUUUGUUAAAAAUACAGUGGCGUAUGCCUCAUAUAGUGUUAAACGAUGUUAAUAAAUUAAGGUUAUUGCGCACGUUCGAUAGCGGACGAUACCUGAGCGUCGCUUUUCGCUCGUGGGAUCUCUACGAGUUUCCGCUUCUACAAAGCACGACUAAACACUCGUGGGCUAUCAAAGCGGCGACGCAACUCGAGAAAUCGCGAUACGUUAUUUUCGCGCUACAGUCCGGAAAGAAGAACGUUCUGUCCGAGGAGCCUUCCCUAUUCGAUGAUUGCAAACUGACUAAUGUCAAGCUGUAUCUUAAUUCCGAUUUUAAUUCUUACUACGACAUAAAUCUGGAUUUCGAUAAGCGCAAAGUCGCAGUGCUGUACGAUAUGUACUCGAAAUUUCGAAGAACGUACUACGGAUGCGACAACGACGAAGCGCUCUUAAAUCUGAAUAAAUUUUUAGUCCACGGCCCGCUCGUAGUCAUCGACUGUUCUCGACAGAACGAGUCGAUCAAGAGCGCCACCGUGGACGUCGCGUAG